ACAAGGAACCGGAAGUAGGUUAACCCUAGACGUUGUGCUGGACUGGAGCGCAGAGCUGAACCCAUUCAACCUAUUUCGAAGAAUACUGGCACAAUAAACGCCUCGUUAACUCUUGGUAUAUGAUACUUAACGCGUCGAUUAAAAGCCGUAGACUCUCAUGGCUGAAGUGUGUUGAUAGCCUCUGAAGGCACUUAUCCGUGUGAAGUGGCAGUCCUUUGAGAGAAUUAGCAGGUUAGCCGAGCUCCAUCAUGACAGUGGGGGUGUUUUUCGGCUGUACGUUCAUCGCUUUCGGGCCAGCAGUCGCUUUGUUCGUGUUUACGAUCGCCAGGGACCCGCUGCGGGUGAUCUUCCUCAUAGCAGGGGCUUUCUUCUGGCUGGUGUCUUUGUUGCUGUCCUCUCUUGUGUGGUUCAUCACAGUUCAGAUCAGUAACAAGAACAGUGCGGCUCAGCAGAGAGGGCUGCUCAUCUUUGGGGUUGUGCUCUCUGUGCUGCUGCAGGAGGCUUUCAGAUAUGGUUACUACAGACUGCUGAAGAAAGCAAAUGAAGGUCUGUUGGCGCUCAGUCAGGAGGACACCAUGCCCAUCUCCAUGCGGCAGCUAGCUUAUGUGUCAGGUCUGGGCUUUGGCUUCAUGAGCGGAGCCUUCUCUGUGGUCAACAUACUCUCUGAUUCCUUGGGUCCGGGUACCAUCGGCAUCCAUGGCGACUCUCAACACUACUUCAUAUCCUCAGCUUUUAUGACCCUGGCCAUUAUCUUGCUGCAUAUGUUCUGGGGGGUUGUUUUCUUCGAGUCAUGUGAGCGACAGAGAUGGUGGGCUCUUGGAGCGGUGGUCAUCAGUCAUCUAGUAGUAUCAUGUCUGACAUUUGUGAAUCCACACUAUCAAGGCAGUCUGGUCCCGACCUACAUCAUACUGUGUGUCAUGGCUGCCUGGGCUUUCUUGUGUGCUGGAGGAUCUUUGAGGAACCUCAAACUCUGCCUCACCUGUAAAGAUAAAGACUUCUUGCUGGCCAAUCACAGGCCAAGAUAACCCAUCAGAUACAAACAGGACUUCCUCCAAAGACCGGCUCAUUGAGCCAGGAGGCCGAUGACACGGCCAGCAGCCCUGGACUCUGGGAGGCCUAUGGUCUGGCUAGUCUGCAUAAGAAUGGAUGCUGUGUAACAGGAAUUUAAUGUCUGCAGAUCUUGCACUUUCUGUAAUUACCUCCUCUUUCGUUUUCUGUUCUGUACCUCAUGUUCUGUGUGAGAGAGACACUGAAACCAUGUCAAAGACAUUGGGUGUUUUAUACUAAAGAAUUGUCUAGAGCUGCUUUCAUAUGUGAUUUUCUUCUUUUUAACAGGUUUUAAAUGAGGUCUUGUAUAGGUUUGGCCUUGAAUUGUUUACUGUCCCUUUGUUGGGCUUUUCCCUCUGUAUUUUAUGUUUAGAUGGCCAGUUAGGCUCAAAUGAUCUGCCACUAUCCUGUCAUCUGUUUUAGAGCAGAUCUUUCAUUCUCUGAUCAUACCCUGGACAGUAACAUUGUGUUUUAAUUCAUGUGUCUGUAAGCUUGUCUUUUAAAAGAAGAUUCUCAACUCUCCCUAGGGUGACGGUAAAAUUUUCCCAGUGCAAUGUAUUUAAACAGCUUGGGCUUGAAUGAUAAAUGCAGUGGGCAGUCUUCAAUAAAACCACUACUCUCUGAAUCUAUGCUACAGGAAGCUCUGGAUGGUUUUCAACACAUAGGUUACCUCUGACUCAUUAGAUAUCACUUUUUUUGGACUCGUAUGCUUUUAGUUUCCUUUGACUUCUAAGGUGUGUGAAAUUUUAAUUUGUAAUAAAGUAGCUUGAGCUCGAA
This is a messenger RNA of Carassius gibelio (silver crucian carp), 1824 nucleotides long. RefSeq names its product gamma-secretase subunit Aph-1b-like. Gene Ontology annotation, cellular component: membrane; gamma-secretase complex; endoplasmic reticulum. The transcript has 6 exons. Gene Ontology annotation, biological process: Notch receptor processing; Notch signaling pathway; protein processing. The record is from RefSeq and is a predicted model, not a curated record. Gene Ontology annotation, molecular function: protein-macromolecule adaptor activity. NCBI's taxonomy places the organism in Eukaryota, Metazoa, Chordata, Actinopteri, Cypriniformes, Cyprinidae. The coding region runs from base 249 to 1025 and encodes 258 amino acids.